Danio aesculapii is the source of this 911-nucleotide messenger RNA. RefSeq lists its product as uncharacterized. Bases 12 to 911 code for a protein of 299 amino acids. Lineage: Eukaryota; Metazoa; Chordata; Actinopteri; Cypriniformes; Danionidae. The record is from RefSeq and is a predicted model, not a curated record. The transcript has 5 exons.
GCGUCGUUAAUAUGAUACACGUCUUUAAUCUGCUAUCAUGGCUCUUUAUUCUACUCGUCCUUGGUGUGACUGGUGUUUAUGCAGAUGUUGUGUUGGUGUCAGUGAUGGAAGACGAUUCAGUCACUCUACACACUGGUGUUGAAAAACCUACAGACAUUAAAUGGUAUUUUAAUGACACCCGCAUCGCUCAACUUGGAGAUGUCAGUAAUAUGUGUACAGAUGUUCAGUGUAAUAAUGGCACUGAGAGAUUCAAAGACAGACUGAAGCUGGACAAUCAGACUGGAGCUCUGACCAUCAUGAAUAUCAGAUACUCACACUCUGGAGAAUAUCGUCUAGUGGUCAAUGGCAAUGGCAAUGGGGGAAAGAUCUUUAAUGUUACAGUCCAUGAUAAUCCCGCUCGUUAUAAUCAAGUUAAGGAAACCCCGGGAGAAUCUGUCACUUUCAAUGCUGGCGUGAGAAGAGACCAAAUUGUUGUGCUGAAGUGUUUUUUUAAUGAUAUUUUCAUCUCUGAAAUCACUGGAGGUCAGAGUCAGAUCUGCACUGAUAUUCAGUGUAAAGAGAGAUUCACAGAGCGACUGAAACUAGACAGUGAAACUGGAUCUCUGACCCUCACGAACAUCAGAAACACAGACUCUGGAAAUUAUACAUUAGAGAUCAGCAUCCGCAGCGACAAACACUUCAGCAUCACCAGAAAGAAGAUAAUCAGUCUUACUGUCACUUCUCCUCCACCUUCACAUCUGUCUGGAGGUGCAAUAGCAGGAAUAGUUAUUCUGCUGGUUGUUGUCAUUGCUGCUUUUGUUAUUGCUGGUGGGAUUUAUCGCCGUCACCACAGAAAUGAACCACCAGUACAGCGUGAGGUUGUUGCUGGUGAUCCUAGUGGCAUUCCUUUGAGGGACAUGGGAGAUUCUUAA